Molecule: messenger RNA, 342 nt
Organism: Linum tenue
Lineage: Eukaryota; Viridiplantae; Streptophyta; Magnoliopsida; Malpighiales; Linaceae
Source: the annotation of a GenBank genome assembly
CAAGGGUUGACUUUAGCUGUUAAGGCUCUUGGGGGGCUGUUACGAGGUAAACAGAACACUAAGCAAUGGGAAGAAGUGUUGAACAACAAAAUAUGGGAUUUGCCUAGGACCAAUGGUAUUCUUCCUACCUUGAGGUUGAGCUAUCAUCACCUUCCUUCACACUUGAAGCGAUGCUUUGGCUAUUGUGCAGUACUUCCUUAUGACAUAGAAUUUGAGGAGGAUGAAUUGGUGUUACUGUGGAUGGCAGAGGGCUUGCUUGUGCAACCAAACGAUAAGAAGUCUGCAAAGGACUUGGGCCACAAAUAUUUUCAUGAUCUAUUGUCAAAAUCAUUCUUCCAAUGA